Thlaspi arvense is the source of this 894-nucleotide messenger RNA. The record is from the annotation of a GenBank genome assembly. Lineage: Eukaryota; Viridiplantae; Streptophyta; Magnoliopsida; Brassicales; Brassicaceae.
AUGGAUCACGAAGACAAUCAAUACAAUGAUCCAAACAAUCGUAUCAGCCUUGAUCUCUCCUUGCGAAUUGGUCCUCAAGAACAACAUCCUGUUGAGAAACAAGUUCUCGUCGAAGAGCAAGAUCCCAUCGAGGAACAGGGCCACUUCAUGCAACUCCUGAGAUCAGUAAGUGAUCCUCCACCAACAACACAACCUUCUACUCCUCCUAAACAUUACAUGAUGCCUCAUGAAAUUUACGCAUGGAAUGUCUCCGGAGUGGCUUUUCCUCCGUCUCCACUGCCACCGUUAGGACAACUCCUUCAGCCUCAAGCGAUCCAGGGUGGAUCUGAGACUCCCCGGACGGGAACUAGGUUAGGGCGGCCACCCUCUGGCCCCCAAGCACGUCGUAACUCAUCAAGAGUUGCAGUUGAAAGAAACGUGGGUGACAAGGAGAUCGUACCAGUACAACCGUAUCCAGCCAUAAUUCAUACACUCAGUGACUUGUUAACCAACAAUAUUACCGUGAUAUCUGGACAAGUCUAUUGCAGACCUUGCGAAAAAACGGAAACCUUGGAGUAUAAUCUCAAGGAGAAAUUUGAGGAACUGGAACGAUACAUCAAGGAGAACAAGGAGGUAAUGCGUCAACGAGCCCCCAGCGUUUGGAUGUAUCCGAAACUGAUUCGAUGUGGCCUAUGCGACAACGAGAUGAAGCCGGUGAUUAGCCUUAAUAAGGAAGAAAUCAAUUGGUUGUUUCUUUUGUUAGGGCAAAUGUUGGGAUGUUGUACUUUGGAACAGCUCAAAUACUAUUGUCACAAGACUAGUCAACAUCGAACUGGUUCAAAGGAUCGUAUUCUCUACAGUACUUAUCUUGGUUUAUGCAUGCAGCUCAAGCACUGUAAUACAUUUAGCCUCUGA